Messenger RNA from Acaromyces ingoldii, 1072 nucleotides. RefSeq names its product thiamine diphosphate-binding protein. Bases 158 to 1000 code for a protein of 280 amino acids. Gene Ontology annotation, biological process: branched-chain amino acid catabolic process. Lineage: Eukaryota; Fungi; Basidiomycota; Exobasidiomycetes; Exobasidiales; Cryptobasidiaceae. The transcript is spliced from 2 exons. Gene Ontology annotation, molecular function: oxidoreductase activity, acting on the aldehyde or oxo group of donors, disulfide as acceptor. The record is from RefSeq and is a predicted model, not a curated record.
AUGGGCGUGCUCCUCUGGAGAGGCUUCUCGCUGGACCAGGUCAUGAGUCAGGUGGGUCUGACGAUCAAAUCUAGCUCCUGUCAGUCCGUAGCCAUCUCACCUCGCCUUCUCCUUGUGUGAUGAAUUCCAGGUCUUUGGCGCCCAUGACGACCUGGGCAUGGCCCGUCAGAUGCCGAUCCACUUUGGCUCCACGGCCCACCACUUCCACACCAUCUCGAGCCCCCUGGCGACGCAGAUCCCGCAAGCGGCCGGCUCGGGCUAUGCACUGAAGCGGACAAAGGGCCGCGAGGACGACGUGGCCGUCUGCUUCUUUGGCGAGGGUGCCGCGAGCGAGGGCGACGCGCACGCGGGCAUGAACAUGGCUGCCACGCUCAAGUGUCCUGUCCUAUUCAUCGUCCGCAACAACGGCUUUGCCAUCUCGACGCCCUCGUCGGAGCAGUACGCCUCGGACGGCAUCGCGGCGCGCGGGCCCGCCUACGGCAUCUCGACGAUCCGCGUCGACGGCAACGACGUCCUGGCCGUGCGGUCGGCGGUGCGGCACGCGCGACGCGUCGCCGCAACGGAGAAGCGCCCAUUUCUGAUCGAGUGCAUGACCUACCGCGUGGGCCACCACUCGACGUCGGACGACUCGUCGGCCUACCGGUCCAAGCAGGACGUCGACGACUGGAAGCGCAAGGACAACCCGCUGCACCGCUUUCGCCAUUUCAUCCAGCAGCGCGGCUGGUGGGACGACGCGCAAGACGAGGCUGUCCGCCUUGACUACCGUAAGCGCAUCAUCCGCGCCCUCGAGGUGGCCGAGAAGAAGAAGCGGCCGAGCCUGAGCUCCAUCUUUGACGACACCUACGACGCUGUGCCGCAGAACCUCAAGGAGCAGCGCGAGGACUUGGCGCGGCUACUCGACAAGUACGGCAAGGGCUAUGAGCCCUGGGCAAAGGAGCUUGCCAAGUACGAACAAGAGGGCAACGACAUGCGCCCCUAUCUCACACCAGAGGACAAGUAAAAGAGCAGCAGCCCCUCCUUUUCACCUUUUGUAAUUUCAUUUGCUUGCAAUGAUAUAAGAGAGAGAACAGAG